UGCUGAUGAUGUUGAUGACGAUUAUGAACAUUUGAUGAUCAUAUUGAUCAUUUAACACCCUUUAAUUGUUAACCCAUUGGACCUCAAUGGGUAACUCACCAACCAAUCGAUAAUAAGAACGAUCAACUCGUUGCUCAAUCAAUCAUCGCCAAUCAAUUUCAACUUGAUUCUCAUUGCUAAUUUUUCUCUUUCUCUUAGUUACCAGAUCUUUCCCUCUCUUUUUUACUGUCUAUUUCUUCAUCUGUCUUUUUUCUUCUAUCUGCUAUCUUCUCUAUUCUCCUCCCUCUUCAGCCACUUUCUCUUCUUUCUCUUUUUUCCGGCUGGUCUUGUUUGUGGCUCUGUUUUUGUUUUUUUUUGUUAAGUUAAGUUAAUAAUUAACUCUUCCCCGUUGUUAUUUGAUUUUGUUAAAAUAUUAAUUUAUUAAAUUUAAUUUAAUCAUGGUUAGUACAUUCGAUGUGACUGAAACUAAACCUGAUGAUUUAUCACCUAAAAGGUUGUGCCUUGUUUGUGGUGAUACUGCUUCUGGUUUUCAUUACGGAGUUGCCUCUUGUGAAGCUUGUAAGGCUUUUUUCAAGAGAACUAUUCAAGGAAACAUCGAAUAUACUUGUCCAGCCCAAAGUGACUGUGAAAUAAAUAAAAGACGACGAAAAGCUUGUCAAGCCUGCCGAUUUCAAAAAUGCCUUCGAAUGGGAAUGCUCAAAGAGGGGGUUAGAUUAGACAGAGUUCGAGGAGGACGGCAAAAGUAUCGACGAAAUGCUGAGAGUCCUUACGCUGUGGCGACUUUGCCCCCCAAAAAUACUACAUUAGAGGAAAAUAAGUUUGUUACUGCUUUGAUCUGUUGUGAACCUGAAACUCUAUUGGUAAAUGAUUCAACAUAUAAAGAUCGUUGGACUGCCUAUUCUAAGUCACCCAGUGACAAAACUGUUUGUAUAUUAGGAGAUCUAGUUGAUCGGGAAUUGGUGGCAACAAUUGUUUGGGCUAAGCAAAUACCCGGUUUUUCAGAUCUUGCCCUUAAUGAUCAGAUGAAAUUGUUGCAAAAUAGUUGGGCCGAGAUACUUUCACUCAGUCUUGCAUACAGGACGCAUCAGCAUUUCUCAUCUUCAUGCUAUUCUGCUUCCAUGCCUUUAAAGCAGCUCAUUUUCGCUAGUGAUUUUGUAAUGGAUGAAACUCAAUCCAAGCAAGCAAAAGCGGAAGAAAUGUUCAAUUCUUGUGUAAAACUGGUCAAACGAUUGAAUCAAUUACGUAUAGCUAAAGAGGAAUACCUUGUUAUUAAAGCUCUUCUUUUGACGAAUGUCGUUUGAUUUUUAGAUCUAUUAUUAUGAAGGCCACUCAAAGUUGUACCUCUAACUUAUAUUCAACUUGAGAAUAGUCAAUCAGUGCAAAAGCUCCGAGAUACAUUGUUAAUUGCCUUACAGGAAUGUGUUUCAGCUCUUCGACCAUACAACUCAGUUCACCAUUUAAGUCAACUUUUGUUAUGUUUACCACUAUUAAGACAAAUUGACGGCAUUACCCGACGUUUUUGGAACGGAAUCAAAAUAGAGGGAAGAGUACAAAUGAACAAACUAUUCCUUGAGAUGCUUGAAGCAAAUUUGGUCCGUUAGCUGUAAUCAAUUUUUGGAUUGUAAUCAUGUUUAACUCGGAGAACACAAACUAUGAGUACAAAAAAGCUAGCAAAGUAUAAUUGUAGUUCAACAAUCAACUAAAUAAAUGUAAGGGCAUAUGGUCAAUUUAAUAUUAUUAAUUGAAACAGAAAACAAGGAAGAAUGUUAAUUCAACCCUCCCCAAAUCAAGAGUUCAUCUGAUAAUUGAUUCUAUUAAUUAUCAAUUGUUAUUUAUUGCGAUAAGCCUGCAUGAUUAAGGCUCUCACAUUAACCGGUGAACCAAAUGUUUAUAAAGAAUGUUUGAAUCAAAGGAUAAAAACAAAUUAAGUUAAUAUUUAGUCAAGAAGGAUUGAAGUUAUAUCGAAGUAAAUUUCAAGUAAUAACUAAUGUGUAUUUAGUGUAAAUAUAAUUAAUAAUUAUUAAACUAUUGAACCAUA
Molecule: messenger RNA, 2038 nt
Organism: Tetranychus urticae (two-spotted spider mite)
Lineage: Eukaryota; Metazoa; Arthropoda; Arachnida; Trombidiformes; Tetranychidae
Gene: ERR
Product: estrogen-related receptor
Biological process (GO): regulation of DNA-templated transcription
Molecular function (GO): zinc ion binding; DNA-binding transcription factor activity; sequence-specific DNA binding
Source: RefSeq, a predicted model, not a curated record